Molecule: messenger RNA, 6291 nt
Organism: Folsomia candida
Lineage: Eukaryota; Metazoa; Arthropoda; Collembola; Entomobryomorpha; Isotomidae
Exons: 9
Coding region: 1365-2420 (351 amino acids)
Source: RefSeq, a predicted model, not a curated record
AAAUUGUCCCCAUUUUGCAACAUUACAAAGGCUUGGGUUAGUUGAACGUGGCCGUGGUUGCGAAAUGCUUUGUGCCCAUAUAUGCAGGUUCGGAAGGCCUGAUGCCCCACAGUAGUCCUGCCGUGGUUGGAGUGAGUAGUGGAUAAAUAUCGUCGUCGUCGUCGUCUCGCAGUCUUUGUUCCUGGGUGAAAGCGAGAGUGCUGGUGUCUGACAUGGGGAGUAGAUUUGAGUGGAUACACGGAUUUGUCGGUCGGUCGGUGGUGGUCCUGCUUGUGAGAAGUGAGUGAGGGUAUUUGAAGGAGAUGAAGGAGGAAGCCCGCAUCAGUUCUCGAACCAUUCUCAACCCAUCAACAUACGCUUAGCUUCCUACGGCAAAUAUUUGAUUAUCAGCCAUCCAAGCAGCAGCAACUCGUAUUAUUAGGUUCCCUCUUUCUUAAAGAAGUCGAGCGUCCAUCCGACAUUCUUGGCCGAGGUGUGUGUUUCUGGGGGUAUUAUGAGCAGCGUCUGACUGACUGAGCUAAAACCAAUACACAUGCAAACGUAGAUCAUGAUCAGCACCUUCCCCAUCAUCAUCUUCUGCCGGAUUGGAGCAGCUUUCCCCCUUCCUGCCGUUCUCGAGUGUGUAUCAAAAGACUCAGAUUUCCAGAAGAAACCUACCCACGGACGGCUGCCGACUCCAAGUCCUUGUCAGUUUUGAAACUCGAAUCGCUCGCUAAGCAGUGAUCGCUCCAAUCCACCAACUUCUUCUUUGUGUAGACCUUCAAACCCCCGUAGCAACUAAUAAUAGACUGAAAACUGAAAAUAAUUUAGGCUAAAUUGACACAGGAGGAAGGAAGGAAGGAGAAAAUCUGUGUAUUUGUUGAUUAUUAUUAGUGCUACAGUGGGUGGACCGUGUGUUUGUCGGAUUAAAGAGAAAAGUCAACAAGUUAGUUGUAUGUACAACAAAGCGAACAAAUCUCCUUGUUGAAACGUUGGUGGUUUAAAGCCGAGAAAGGAAGGGUUCACAACGGUGCAGUGCUGGUUGUGUCGAGUAGUCGUGGAGUGUGUUUGGAAACAAAAAUAAAUUAAUGCUUGGGGGCAAUCCUGAACACUGAGGAGCCAAAUCCAGCAGACGGGACACAGACGAUACAUGUUCUCAUUUUCCUCCUCCUCCCAUUAUUUCAGACGUACAAGAGAAAUCUGUAACAGGAAUUUCUACCCUUCUUCUCCCCACUAAUUUACCGACCUGAUUGUUUUCGCUAACCAACAACGGAUGGGUUACAGUUCCAGACAAAAAAAAGUGGAAAAAAUUUCUUCAAGACUUGGUUGCUUACUCUUGGCGGCGUUUGUUUUACUACCUUGUCGAAUUUUUCCCUGUUUGAACCAUGAAUUGGACGUCUCUGAAGGUGUUCAUUUCUGUUCUCGCCAUAUCUGGUGAGCUGAAGUAUGGCGAAGGUCGCCGAGAUCGGAUGGGUGAAGGUCUAAACGUUCAAAUCGAGGCUCCCAGCUCUGUCCGUGUGGGUGAGACGGUGGUUCUGAAAUGCCUUUACGACCUGGGCGGAGAUUCCCUCUACACGAUGAAAUGGUACCGCGGACCUGACGAAUUCUAUCGCUUCACGCCAAAGGAAUCGCCUCCCGUCAAAACCUUCCCUUCACCAGGUCUCUCGAUCGAUCUAGCAAACUCGAACGCGACACAUUUGACUUUGCAGAGGGCUGAUCUUUCAUUAUCUGGGCGGUACGAUUGCGAAGUUACUACCGACUUUCCAAAUGUCAUUGCCAACGUGAAGCAAGUUUACUUGAGAGUCAUAGCCUAUCCAGAAAAGAGACCAGAGAUAGUAAUAAUUCCAAAUAAGCGUCGAUACUCAGUUGGAGACAUAUUGGAGGCAAAUUGUACCUCAUAUCGCUCAAAGCCUGCGGCCAAUCUUACCUGGCUCAUCAAUGGGAAAAGGAUUGGUAAAAAAAUCCAGGUGAACUCUCGCUACCAUCAACACGACCCACAAGAGUAUCGGUUUCGGGAUUUGCAGAACACGGAAACCUCGCGAUUCACGAUCCGCAUAGCGAUCACCUCGGAACACUUUGUGGGUGGGCAGUUGAAACUGAGCUGCUUGGCCGAGAUUGCCGACCACUAUCACCAAACCUCAGAGGUCAUCAUUUCAGAAGAAGACAGGCCCAAAAUCUCUUCCGUUGUCGAUAACUCGUCCUCCACAGGUUCUGGGAGUAACAGCAGAUUCACAAAUUCAGGUUCAUCAUCUGGAACGAGGACGGCUACCAAUUUCUUCCAAAACACACCGAAACAUUUUCUCCUACAUUUUCUUCUGUUACUUGCCCUGCUUUCGAGAAAUAUCCCAAGUUUCAUAUUGAAUUUACACUGUAAAAUAAGUGCACCCACAGAAAUAAGGAAUGGCAGCCCAGCGACACCUUUCCCCACAAUUCUAUGCUGAGACAUCUCUUCCUUCACGUUUGCAUAAAAUAAUAUGUGAUUGAUUCAAUUUCCUACUUCAAAAAAAAAAAAAACCUGGAUACUUACGGUUUAAAAUUCAGCUUUUCAACUUUUCGACAAAAAUUAAUUAAAUCUGUUGUUACUCACUCGGAAAGGGAGUUUUAUCAUAAUGAAGAUUGAAUGGGCAAGGCUGCAGUUCAAGUGGUGGCUUCAUCUCGUCGUCAUCGUGGUUAACCACCAUACUCGAGUAUUAUUGACUCUUAUUUCCUCCGUGUGGAUGAGUGAUCUUAGAGUGGCGGAGAUGAUGACGGCAGAUAAAGUGACAAAGAUAUUCGACAUCACUCCCUAUUAAAUUCUGCAUCUUCUUCCCGUCAAGAUGUAUUAGUGUAAGGUUAUUCUUGUAAAAAUACGACUUAAGACCCUAGUACUACUACUACUUCCACUGUAAUCAUUAGCACUCGAAGUGACAACGCUGAAAGUGACGGUUGGUAAAUUGAGUAAAAUUUGAGAAAGGGAGAGCUUACAGGGAAAAAGAAAGUGAAAAACGCGGAGCCUCAGCUAACACUAUAAAAACAUUAUUCUCCGACAACCAAAAGUUUUUAAAUGCAUUGUCGUGAAUUUACGUCACUCACUCGUGAAUGGAUGUGGGUGGGUGGGUGACUGAUUAAAUCCCACUUUGCUCUCGGAACAAUCAUACUAAAAAAUACUAUGCGCAGUGUUUUUGCAUGUGCCAUAAGUUGAGUUUCCUAUACAUACAUAUAGCGAUAGAAGUAAUGUUAUCAUCACGAUUUAAAUUUACCAUUUGUAUGAGUACACAUGUACUAAGGGAUGUCCGUUGUAAGACGUCAUUUGAAUUUUUUUCGCAAAUUUUGGCAAUGUGGACUAAACUAUAAGCUAAACUAUCUAUGAGGCAACUUGCACCACCACAAAGCUAGUUCGACUUUUCUCAUUCAAGACGGCUCCUACUUUUGGUACUGCUAAAGAUAUAGUUCUCCUCUCUCUGCUGGUUUUUUCCUCUGUCACAGUCCUCGGUUUGGUUAUGUGGUGAAAUUCUUACUGGGAAAUGGCAAUGUUUGUCCCCAAAGAUAAGAGACGCGACCAAAAAGCUUAGCUUGUGCAUGGAAGUGACUCCGUUGUCCCACUUUAUUCUAGGCUCAAUCCAAUUUCGUUGAACCGAACGCAAUCCCAAAUUCUAUUUCCUUGUUAGAAGAAAGUCAACUUUUUGAAGAAGGACUUCUUGACCCUUGAAAUGACACACAUGCAAACAAGCAGAGUAGCAAAGAAACAAACUUUUGUUACAUAAUAACUCAUGGAGGAACUACUGGGCUUGGCGUGUCCUUUACGGAAAAAUAUGUUAACACAUGUACGCGUGAACAUGUGUAAGUGCGUAGUGGUGGAAAUUCAACUUGUAUUUAUUUAUCUUCCUCUCCCCUAAAGAGACGAAGGGGUCAGACGGGUUCUAAAUGAAAGAAAGUGAAGAAAACGCUGCCCAGACCGACCCCGUCUCUCUAAUCCCAUUCUCACUCUCCAUCAGCUUCAUUUUCACGGACAAUGUGCGAUCUGCACAAUGCAAGAAAAACUAAUCUCAACUUAGUCCACCACGAGUACAUUAUGUCUGGUCCUACUGGCUACUAAACCACCACCAGGGCCAUAGAAGAGGAGACGAACAAAUCUGGAACGGUUUUGUGGGGGUACACAAAGUAGAGGACUGUAUCAGUGUAACGACUCCACUUUCACCGUUACACAAGGAGAUGAAGAGAAGAAGAAUAAGAAGUGAAACUCGUCUCAACUUUUGUUUCACUUGGACAAUAAAUGACGAAAGAGUAGAAACAAUUGUUGUCAGGUAGCUGAACCACCUCCACUUUCACGUCAUGCCUUCUUGCCCAUUGUCCCGACCAGAUAAUUCACAAUUUUUGUUUCAUAAUAUAAUUUGGUCUAGGAUUUUAUUACGUGUGAUUAAGUGAGUAUCUAUUUACGUACCGAUAGCAUUCCGACCUUAUAAACUUGUCCCGCCCCAAAUAAUUUCCUCAAUAAGUUCCUCUCUUUCCGCUCUUAUUGUUCUCUUAUCGAAUAGUUGCACACAUCCAAAAAAGCAAACAUGAUUGGAAACUUUUCUCUUAAAAAACUCGUUGGGUGUUAGUGUUCAAUUUUCUCGCAAUGAAACGAACGAAAUGCAAGCCAUGCUCAUUUGGACAUUUUAUUGACGCCAAUUCAACAGAGAGGAGGAGGCGAGUAGAGGAGAGGAGAGAUAUCAAGACGUGUGUAUUCAUUGCCAAUCUGAGCCGAACAUCUUAAUUGAAAUUGAUGAGUGGUGUAAUUGAGACGGAAUUAAUCCCGUUUUCUCAUUUCACCUCCAAAACAUCUCGAGAACUAAAUCCUCAAAUGAGUCGCACUUAUUUAUUAUGCACUUCAACAGGACAAACGGGGUGCUUGUUAGGAAGGACACAGACACAGAUAUAUGUACAUAAGUAAGUAAGUUGACCGGUUAAAGUCACCACUUGAUAAGGAGUAAGCUUAUCAUGUAAUGUAAAAUUUUGUUUGUUUCCGGGGUGCACAGUUGGAUUACUUAAACUUUUAGCUAUUGAAUAAUGUAACACCACGUUGAAAGAUGUUUAAUACUAAAUUAACAAUCAAGAAAUUUACUACCUACCACUAAUACGAAAUCUCGAAUUAAUAGGUAGAAUCGGGUAUGAUAUUGACAAUCGAUUGUCUGGUAAAAAAAGAGCGAGUGUAAACAAUAAUUAGACCUCUCAUAGCUUAUCCCUACUUUUUUAAACCAAUCGUGCAUACGUAAAUGUUGUCAAAUUGAACGGAGGAAUGUUUCUAGUAAAAUAAAAGAAUGACCGAGUCCACCUGAUGCGUAUAUAUCCCUAUGAAAUAUCUACAUACUAGCAAUUACACAUAAUUUAAAUAAAUACGUACUACUUUGGAAUGGUCGUCGCGUCGUCGUACAUAAUGUGCAUGCAAUGUGUCAAAAUAGUUCAGUCGGAUCCGGACUCCUGACUGAAGGGAACUGAAAGUUGGUCAAUUUCUGUAAAAAGAUUAGAAACUUUUAGAUAACUUUGUUACACUUGUGUCCCAAUAAGUGACUAAUUAUUUCUGUCUCUACUAUCGUAUUUAAGUAGCACGCCUAUGAUACUGUUCUAGAACUUAUUUUUUUGCUAAGCUUGUAAGCACACAUAUAAAUAAGCGUAAAUACAUGUAAUGAAUUACCAGCCGAUAUAUUCAAUUAGUUAAUAUGUAAUUAAAACGGUGGUGGUGAUGGUAUUGUGAAAGUAUCCACAAUUUACAGCAUCCCUAUUAUGUAUAAUAAUUAAGGAAUAAUUAAGGAAUCUAAAUAUGUACACACACAUAAAUAUAUAUUAAGCACAUAACUACACUAGGAAGAAUUUCUGCAUUAUUCCACAUUUUAAUUAUUUUCAAGACAACUGGCUUUAACUAAAUUUUUAGAUUAUAUUUAAUCUCUUAUAAAAUAUCUUACUACAUAACAAUUUGUAAGUAAAGUCUUUGUUAAAAAAAUGUUAAACUUAUCCGUGAAGGUAAAUAGGAAGGAAAUCGGUGAUUAUUUAUUUGACCCUUUUCUAAUGAAAACACGGAAUUCUGGUUAAACAAAUUACUGCAUAGCUUUAUCUAUGUAUUCUCAUUUUCAAUGAAAAAGUCACCAAUGUACACGGUUUUCCAACUGUAUCAGUAUGCACAACGUAGUGCAUACAGUUCACCUAGCUCCCCAUUUAUUGUACGUAGUCAACAACCUUAUUGUUUGUAACAUCCAAUUGUUUGCAGUGGUCUUGGCAGUGAAUGAUGGUCAGAGUAAUGAUAGCAAAUUUAUGAAUAUCAAAACGGAAAUAAAAUAUGAAUGAAAGUGAACCGUG